Messenger RNA from Molossus molossus (Pallas's mastiff bat), 729 nucleotides. It is a transcript of the gene CYTL1, whose product is annotated as cytokine like 1. The coding region runs from base 1 to 408 and encodes 135 amino acids. Gene Ontology annotation, biological process: positive regulation of transcription by RNA polymerase II. The record is from RefSeq and is a predicted model, not a curated record. NCBI's taxonomy places the organism in Eukaryota, Metazoa, Chordata, Mammalia, Chiroptera, Molossidae. The transcript has 4 exons.
AUGACACCCUGGCUGCUCCCCCUGCUGCUGCUGCUCCUGGCGGGGCCCCCCGCCGUGCGGCCUGCGCCCCCGACCUGCUACUCCAGGAUGCUGGGCCUGAGCCGGGAGAUCACGGGGGACUUCCAGAGCCUGCAGGCCACGGAGCUCUCGGAGCCGUGUGUGAGAUACCUGCCCAGGCUGUACCUGGAUAUACAUAACUACUGUGUGCUGGCCAAACUGCGGGACUUUGUGGCAUCGCCCCAGUGUUGGCAAGUGGCCCAGGUGGACGUCCUGAAGGACAAAGUGCGGAAACUGUACACCAUCAUCAACUCCUUCUGCAGGAGGGACCUGGUGUUCCUGUCGGAUGACUGCAGUGCCCUGGAGUACCCCGUGCCAGCGACCACAGUCCUGCCAGACCGCCAUGGCUGAGGUGGCCCCGGCCGGAGAGGGAGCCCAGGGGGACCGAAUUGUCAGCUGCCACGACACAUGGGCUAUCGCCAUGGUCCCCUCGGGUCCCCCGUUGCUGCAGCCUCUCAGAUGUCACGCGUCUCCCCACGGCUGGGGAGCAGGGCUGGGCCCCGACCCUGGGACCUGCCCUGAGCCUACUAGAGGCCUCGCCUUACUCCCAGCGCUCGGCUCGCCGGGGGUCACCCGCUUAUUUGUUCACACUGAGAGGGGAGGGACAAACCUGCCUCUCUCUUCUGAACAGCUAGCCUGAGCACCAGCACAAGAACGUGUUUGUGGUGCCCC